GACUAACAAAAGAAAUAAACAGAUUAACUGAAAUACUGGCAUGCGCUCGACGUUUACUUGAAAAAUAAUAUUUUGUUUUACAAAAAAAAAAAAAGAAACAAUGUUGUCGGCGUUUUAUAUACUUUUCGCGCCAAUUCUAAUAAGCGGCGUGUCGACGGUUCAACGUUCACAAGUUGACGAAGGUUACUCUGCGGGUUUUUACUCUGACUGCCCCGGUUCAACUAAACCAGCAAUAAUUUCAAAGGGGAGUUUGAAUCAUCUUGGAAUUAAGGUUAUAGGAGCUAAGUCUACUCCAGUAUCGCCCAGGAGGACAUAUUCCUACUACCAUGUGAAGGACUUGGCUAAAGAUCCCACAAUGAACUAUGGUCGAAAGACUAUAUUGUUCGUAUCUGGAUAUUUGGACAAUCCAAACUUUCCCUUCGCAAGGAUUGUUGAGACCAGUUACAGAAAUUUGGGUUACAAUGUCUGGUUGCUGGAUAUGUAUAAAUUUGUUACCAUGGAAUACACAGUGGUCGCUCGUGUAGCACCAGAAGUUGGAAAACAUGUCGCGGAAAUGUUGUACAACUUGACUCGUCAAGAUGUUGGGUUCGACCCUAAGAAAUUGGAGAUACUGGGCUUGAGUCUUGGAGGGCAGACCAUGAGUUUCAUUGCCAAAUCUUAUUAUGCAUUGGCAGGCGUUAAAAUCGGCAGACUCACCGCAUUAGACCCAAUGGGACCUUGCUUUAGGAAUUUAGGCCCAGAAAACAGGUUGGACAAGAGUGAUGCUGAUUUUGUAGAAUUGAUAGGUACUAACAUAGAUGGAUAUGGGGUUGCAGAACCAUUGGGUCAUGUGAAUUUCUACGUCAACGGCGGAGAGCACCAAGCUCAUGACGUUUUCUUUGUGCCCUGUGAAAUGAUUUGUAGCCAUUUAAGAUCGUUCACUUUGUGGUAUUCAGCGUUGCAGAAUCCAAAUUCUUUUAUAGCUAUGGAGUGUGAGUCAGUGCAGCAGGCCAGAGACAAGAACUGUUAUGGCCGAAAACCGUUGGUUACAAAUCUAUUAGGACCCAACGUCAAUAAGACGAGACAUGGCAUAUUUUAUCUAGCAACAAACCACGCUUAUCCAUACCAUAUGGGCGUGAAAGGAUUGAAAAGGAAAUAUGAACCAAUUUCCAACGACUUAAAAGAAUUAAAUCCAGAUGGUUUAAAAAUAUUAUAAUUUACUUUCAAAUUUAUUUAAUGGCCCAUUUUGGGAUUAUCCAACAUGGUUUUAGAAAUAUAAGACUUAACUUUGUCAAAGUUUAAUUAAAUAAAAGAGCUAUAGGAUUUUACCGUUACAGUUUGGCAUAAAAUAACUUAGUAAAUAUUGGAUUUAUAGAUAUAAUAAAUGUACCAAAUGAAAUACUUAACAUUUUUAUGUUUUCUUUCAGAAUUAUCUUCAAAUAGUUAACAUGACGAGGUUAUCCAACGUUUAAAAAUAAAUUUACCCAUUAUCUUAUUUUAUCUUAUUAAUAUAAUAAAAUUGUAAAUAGAUGAUGUCUGUAUAAAGGAGAUAUUUAGGGGAAAUUAAUAUGAGAGAUUUUAGUAAGAUGAUUAGAUGCCAUAGUAAUUUUUAGAAAUUUCAUCUGUUUAUUUGUUCGCCUGCAUGUUUGUCGCUACAAAACUACUGUACCGAAUUGGAUGCAGUUUUCAUACUUAUAUUCCUGAAUAUAGAUAUGAAAUAUAAUAUGCCAUCUAAAAGUGGUUUAUUUCAGUGGUUUUCCUAAUUAAUGGGGUUCUUCAGAAGGGGGGUGAAGAGGUUUUUAGGAUCGGCAACACGCGCGUAAUACCCCUGGUAUUGCAGGCGUUCAUAGACUACGGUAACCAAUUAUCAUCAGGCGGACUUUUAUAGGUGAUAAUGAAAUAGUAACCCUAUCCGCGCUAUCGGUAUACACCGGUGGGGCACCAGUGAAGGAUGAUAGAUGAGGAAGAAACAGGUCAGUUAGCCCAUCGUGACAAAUUAAAUUAAAAUUGUUCACGAUGGUUUCCAGGGGGAACCACGUGGAGGUUGACCUGGUAGGGCAUAUUGCUAGCAAUGGGGCUGUCAUACUCCAUUGCUAACAAUCCCUUCCCCCCUCAUCAGGUGGGCUGUAUGCUUGAUUGCCACCUCAGUAGUAUAAAAAAAAUUCGAAACCCAUGCGUACGAAGUAGCGGGGUAAAACUGAUGAAUAAUAAAAUACAAUUUUGAAAAAAAAAAGAAAAUUAUUAAAAAUAUUCUCCAUUCUGUAUAAUAAAAUUGUUAAUAGCUUUAUAAUUACAAGCAUUAAAUAAAAAAAAAAUAUGAGUCGUUUUUUAUUACAACAA
Molecule: messenger RNA, 2319 nt
Organism: Galleria mellonella (greater wax moth)
Lineage: Eukaryota; Metazoa; Arthropoda; Insecta; Lepidoptera; Pyralidae
Product: lipase member H-A-like
Exons: 3
Coding region: 101-1195 (364 amino acids)
Molecular function (GO): lipase activity
Source: RefSeq, a predicted model, not a curated record